AGAGUUUUGCACAUGCUCAGUUGUGUGCUUGGGGAGGGGGGGUGAGCUGAGUGGAGAAAGAAGCUCAGCAGGCGCUGCGAAGCGGAGCUGAAAAUGAGCAGCCUCCUGCGAUUGCAAAGACAGCAAGACCCGCCUUAGCUCCGCCUGGCUUGAGCGAGCUGCUGCUGCUGCGCGUCUCCGGUCGGCAUCCUCCUGGCCGUCUGGCUCCGUCGAUGUCGCGUUGCCCAGCGGAGGAGCUACUGAGCCGGUCGCCGGAGCCGAGCGGUAGACACGGGGGUCCCCGGCCCAAGGAGGGAAGCAUGGCUCAGACUCUCCCGGAGAGACCUCCUCGACUUCCCGCAAAGUCUGCUCCACGGGCAGCCGCGUCUGGGUCGCCUCGACGGAAGGCAAGUUCUUGGUAGGAGUCGGGGGAAUCCGGAAAGGGGGGGGGGGGAGUCCCAAAUCCUUCCUCUGUUCGAUUUUGUCUGCAUCACCACCCGGGGCUUUAUUCACACCGUCCGGCGCUCUUCCCCUGUCCUGAGACUCGACAAGGCUAAUGCGGGACAGCCCGGACUUUGAGAGUGAAUCGUAUGUCAAAUCGGGAUGUUAUUCGCGAAAUCAAGGAGACAAGACCGAUCAGAGCCUCUGUCCAGGUUGGAGGAUCUCGCCUUCGGAUUGGCUGCUGAAGUUUUGUGUGUUUCAUAAAUAUGGAUGGGCUGAAAAAGCCUGAGCAAAUUUGCAAGGGGGAGAGAUGGAGACCCUCUUGGUGCUAGAAAACGGCAGUGCGAACAGCUGGUUCCCUUCCACCCCAUAGGCAUCAGGCCAGUUGUGAUGCGACUUCCAAAAGUUGACUCCUUAAGAUAGUAAUCAUACUUUGGGGACAUGAGUGAAGGACGCGUUCCAUUUUCCCCCCGAACGAGAUCAACGUGCAAAGCGGAAGACUUCAGAAGCAGCUGUUGAUUUUUUAAUUUGGCUGAUGGGGAGAAGAAUGGAGCUAAUUGAAACCCCUGUCAAGAGGUGGUCUCUGCAGGACCGUGAAGAUAAUGAAAGAUGACAUGAAUGCCCCUAGUGUGGUAUGUGAUAAUCAAUCUGAGCAAAUCUUCCAUAAAUGGAGGUGAGCAAGUGCGAGAAUUACGGCAGCUUUGCCAAGACUGGCUGAUAAAUGAGGCUAUCGGUUGAUUUUGUCUUCUCCGUCCAAAAUGAAGAACAAACUUCCUUAUGCAGCAGGAGAAAAUGGGAUGGAGAGACAAUCAGAAUUUCAUAGUUCUAUACAAAGUUUUGUUGUUCUCUAAUUCCUUAUAAUAUUUUUCUAGACAUUUAAAGUGAUUUGUGUCUCCCCCACCUGGAAUAUCUAAAUGUUAAAAAAAAUGAAUGCAUCUUGGUCACACUUCACUGUUUGAGUGACUUCCUUGGGACACCAAAUUACUCAUUAGCCUAGCACAAAUGGAAUGCUGUGCAGCAGUUUUCUUUUUCAGCUUUGUUGUUUAUUUUUUCGUGCAUUUGCCUGGUCUCAACACAUAGCACCUUCAGUUAAACAUUUUUCUGGGCCAUACCCAAAGACCUCAACAGUUGAGACUGGCACGUGCAUCUCAUGGCAUAAACGUUCUUCCUCUUUUUUCUGUCAAAGCUUUCAAGAAUACUUCCCCCACACACUGGUAGUUCAAUGCACGUUUGAAGUUUGAGCUGUGUGUUUUUCAAAGAGGUGUACGCCUGAAGGGAGGAAACUGCCUAAUGGAUCAUGGCUAUAAUGUUUACAGGACCUUCCUUAUUUCUAGCAGUGGUGAUGUUGGCCCUCUCUACUGUUGAAGAGUCUGCAAGCAAUUACUCAGACUGGGUGACUUUUGCGGAGAACAUGGAUCAGUAUGAAGAGCAAAAAUUGGAGGCUUUCAGGACUAGCGAGAAAAUGAAAAAAGCGGUUAGCCACCCAAGCUUGUAUUUUAAUGCUGAUGAGAUCCCAGCACUGAGGCAGAAAUCACGCACGAGCCACCUUCACCUUUUUAGGACAAUCCGAAGUGCGGUGUCAGUGAUGCUGUCCAGUCCAUCCUACUACCUCCCGCCACCCAAGCAUGCUGAUUUUGCUGCCAAGUGGAAUGAGAUCUACGGAAACAAUCUGCCUCCCCUAGCAUUGUAUUGUGUCCUGUGCCCAGAAGACAAAGCUGCCUUUGAUUUUGUUGUCGAAUAUAUGGACCGAAUGGCUGGAUACAAAGACUGGCUGGUGGAGAAUGCCCCAGGGGAUGAAGUUCCACUUGGGCACUCUUUGACUGGCUUUGCCACAGCUUUUGAUUUCUUACAUGCCUCACUGGAUGAGGUCAGAAGACAAAAAUAUUUUGCCAAGAUAUGGGCCGUGAGCGAGGAAUUGUAUGAAUAUUCCAAAGUACGUGCUUGGGGCAAGCAACUUCUCCAUAAUCACCAAGCCACUAAUAUGCUAGCAUUGCUCAUUGGGGCCCUGGUAACAGAAGGGGGCAUUGAGUCCCAAGCCAAUAUUUGGAAGCAUGCUGUGGUGGAUGUGAUGGAGAAAACCUUGUUUCUACUUAAUCAUAUUGUCGACGGCUCUUUGGAUGAAGGUGUGGCUUAUGGUAGUUAUACAGCUAAAUCAAUAACCCAAUAUAUUUUUCUGGCCCAGCGCCAUUUUGGAAUGAAUAAUCUUGAAAACAACUGGCUCAAAAUGCACUUUUGGUUUUAUUAUGCUACACUUUUACCUGGCUUUCAGAGGACUGUAGGUAUAGCUGAUUCUAAUUAUAAUUGGUUUUAUGGCCCUGAAAGCCAGCUGGUUUUUCUUGAUAAGUUUGUGUUGAAGAAUGGAAUGGGCAAUUGGCUUGCACAGCAAAUUAGAAAGCACCGACCCAAGGAUGGGCCAAUGGUGCCAUCCACUGCCCAGAGGUGGAGUACCCUUCAUACAGAAUACCUGUGGUAUGAUCCAGGACUCACUCCCCACCCUCCACCUGACUAUGGCAAUGCUAAAAUGCAUGUAUUCCCUAACUGGGGGGUUGUUACAUAUGGAGCAGGGUUGCCAAAUACUCAGACAAACACUUUUGUUUCUUUUAAAUCAGGAAAGCUGGGUGGCCGUGCUGUCUAUGACAUAGUCCAUUUUCAACCAUAUUCCUGGGUUGAUGGGUGGAGAAGCUUCAACCCAGGGCAUGAACAUCCAGACCAAAAUUCUUUUACUUUUGCACCCAAUGGGCAGGUUUUUGUAUCUGAAGCCCUCUAUGGUCCCAAGCUUAGCCACCUGAAUAAUGUCCUGGUGUUUGCUCCAUCUCCUACUAGUCAGUGCAACCAACCAUGGGAGGGUCAGCUUGGAGAAUGCACUCAGUGGCUUAAGUGGACUGGAGAUGAAACUGGAGAUUCAGGUGGUGAAAUCAUUACAGCUUCUCAGCACGAUGAAAUGAUGUUUGUGAGUGGGGAGGCUGCAUCUGCAUACUCCUCUGCAAUGAAACUGAAAAGUGUGUACCGAUGUCUGCUUCUACUAAAUCCUCAGAUGUUACUUGUAGUGGACCACAUUGAAAAGGAAGAGAACUCUCCCAUCAACUCCAUCAGUGCCUUUUUUCACAACCUUGACAUUGAUUUUAAAUAUGUACCGUAUAAAUUUAUGAACAAAUAUAAUGGAGCCAUGAUGGAUGUGUGGGAUGCUCACUAUAAAAUGUUUUGGCUUGACCAUCAUGGAAAUAGCCCUGUUGCUAGGAUACAAGAGGCAGAGCAGGCAGCUGAGUUCAAAAAGAGGUGGACGCAGUUUGUAAAUGUCACUUUUGCGACAAAAAGCACCAUUGCAAGAAUUGCUUACCUGUUCUAUGGGCCUUAUGUCAAUAUUUCUAGCUGUAAGUUUAUAGAGGAUGCCCAAUCAGGGUUUCAGAUGGCUCUAAAUGUCAACAAUACAGAAAUGAUUUUCUCUGUUGUAACAGACUAUCUAAAUCUGAGAACAAGAUUCAGUUAUUUAGGAUUUGGUGGCUAUGCCAAGGUAAUCACUCAAGGAAAAGUUACUAGAUUUGGCCUAGGCACUGAGGUAGUAGAAAAGCAGGCCCCAGCUAUUAGAACUGUUUUCCCAUUUGGAUUUAAAGUGAACAUAGUAGUGGGGCUGGUUUUGGGGAUUAGCUUGGCCAUAUUGGCUUUUCAGUGGCGGUUCUACAUUUCCUUCAGCAAAUUUUUGCGUUGGAUUCUGAUCCUGGUAAUCACACUGUGGUUUGUUGAACUGGUAGAUGUGUGGACUUCUUGUACACAACCAAUCUGUGCAAAAUGGAGCAGCGAUUUGCCAAGCACCAAACCUAGCACAGGAAAGGAACAACGACACCCUCUCAGCUUGCCUGAUGUUAUCAUCACAUCUCUUCCUAGUUCAGGUGCAGAAAUUCUGAAGCAAUUGUUUUUCAACAGCAGCGACUUUGUUUACAUCAGGAUUCCUACAGGAUACCUUGAUAUCCCUGAGACUGAAUAUGAAAUUGACUCCUUCGUAGAUUCCUGUGAAUGGAAGGCUUCUGAUGUUCAGAGUGGUCGUUUUCAUCUUCUCCAGGGUUGGUUGCAGUCUCUUGUCAAAGACACAAAACUUCAUUUGCAAAAUAUUAAUUUACACGAAACCAGCAGAAAUAAUAAGUUAAUUCAGCAUUCUACUGCCAGUAAAGACAAGAAAAGGAGACCCAGGAAGAGAGAUUCUAUAGUGGAGCAAAGAAACCGGUUGAGAGGCAGCUCAGACAAAGAUGCUGAAUACAUUAAGGAACUGAGGAGACACCUUGCUUUCUAUCCCAAUGCACGGCCUGUGCUUAGUUUAAGCAGUGGGAGCUGGACAUUAAAGCUUCCCUUUUUUCAAGAAAUCAUUGGUCCUUCACUGAGAGCACUCUAUGUAAUACGGGACCCUCGGGCAUGGAUUUACUCAAUGUUGUAUAAAAGCCAGCCUAGCCUUUACUCCUUGAGGAAGGUCCCUCAGCAUUUAGCUAGGCUGUUUAAAGCAGAAGGCAGGAAAGACAAGUGCAGUCUAAAUUCAGGCUAUGCCUUUGAAUAUGAGUCACUGAGGGAAGAACUCUCUGAUUCAAAUUCAAAUGCAGUUUCUGUGAUGUCUCAUUUGUGGUUGGCCAACACAGCAGCAGCCCUGAGAAUCAAUGGGGAUUUGUUGACAGCAAAUUAUCUCCUCCUCAAGUUUGAAGACAUUGUGGGCUUCCCCCAGAAGACAGCCGAAACCAUCUAUACCUUUCUGGGCAUCCCUCUGUCUCCUGCCAGCUUGAACCAAAUAUUAUUUGCCACUUCGACCAAUCUCUUCUACCUUCCUUAUGAAGGAGAAGUGUCCCCAGCAAGUAUCCAUGCUUGGCAACACAAUAUGCCUCGCGAGGAAAUUAGUCAGGUUGAGGACAUUUGCUCAACCCUAAUGGACCACUUAGGAUAUCCAAAGUUUACUGAUUUAAAUGCUGCAGGUCAGCCGUAGUUUGCACUAAGGAUCCCCAGGCUCUUCAGUUUGUAGAAAACAAUCAGAAAAGCUGGUUUAUUCUUGUAAAAUGUCUGUACAGUCUGUUACACCUGCAGAGAGAGAUUAUUUUAAAUGAAAAGAGAUAUUUGGUCUAGUCGUCAGUUUUUGCUUUGCUUUCCCUCUUUCC
Messenger RNA from Sphaerodactylus townsendi, 5549 nucleotides. It is a transcript of the gene DSEL, whose product is annotated as dermatan sulfate epimerase like. Bases 1718 to 5380 code for a protein of 1220 amino acids. Gene Ontology annotation, molecular function: chondroitin-glucuronate 5-epimerase activity; sulfotransferase activity. The transcript has 2 exons. NCBI's taxonomy places the organism in Eukaryota, Metazoa, Chordata, Lepidosauria, Squamata, Sphaerodactylidae. The record is from RefSeq and is a predicted model, not a curated record.